Molecule: messenger RNA, 7289 nt
Organism: Xenopus laevis (African clawed frog)
Lineage: Eukaryota; Metazoa; Chordata; Amphibia; Anura; Pipidae
Gene: foxn3.L
Product: forkhead box N3 L homeolog
Exons: 7
Coding region: 1405-2868 (487 amino acids)
Biological process (GO): regulation of DNA-templated transcription
Cellular component (GO): nucleus
Molecular function (GO): sequence-specific DNA binding; DNA binding; cis-regulatory region sequence-specific DNA binding
Source: RefSeq, a predicted model, not a curated record
UUAAGGGGGUAUCGUCUAUAUAUUGCGGCGGCCUGUCUGUGGCCACAUUGCUACCAUUGCCGUAAGCACAGACUGCGCCUGUUUAGACGUACUGUAGAAUCAGGGCACAAUUCCACCAAUGUUGCGCUGACAAUGGCAGGGGAUGGAUGGCAAUGCCGAGCUAGUGCAGCUGCAGGGUAACCGCUCGUUGGCAGUGUUGUGAGUAGGCACGUGUAUACUGACACUGUGGCACACGUGUAUAAUAAGCUUCACACUGGCACACACUAGCCGGGGCUCUUAUGCACUGUUGGUACCUGGCAGCUCUGGAGGUGGAGCGUACUGGAACUGCUUUGUGCCUUUCACAUUGUCAGAGACUGCAGCUCCUGUAUAACGUUGCGCAUCUGUAACAGCAGCGCUAAUGCCCCUCAUUGAGUCAGUGAUACGCGUUAUUGGUAAGCAGGGUAUGAGGUACAGCGGCACUCCUCUAUACGGUGUGUCAUACACGACUGGCACUCCUCUAUACGGUGUACAUUGGCACUACUGUACCCUGAGAGGGGUGAGAUACGACUGACAUUCCUGUAUAGGCUGCUCUCUGACCUUGUUGCUACUGUGCCGGGACACCCCAGUACUGACUCGUUUCCCUACGACUGAGACAUAGCCACUAGCAGCACACACAGCAGCACAUAUAUGUCAGCACACACAGCAGCAUAUAACUCAGCACACAUAUCUCUGCACAUAUAUCUCUGCACAUAUAUCUCUGCACUGUGCGGAGCCUGAAGCAAAUGUGCUGGCGAUGCUAUUGGUAGUGGAGUGAGUGCGCAAGAGUUAGUAGCAAAGGCUGUGCUGGGAGUCGUGUGGCACAUACGUUUCAUAAUAGAGCAUUGAGUGGGGUCACAGCUGGCACAUUGAGAGCAUAUUAGUGGCACGCUGUGUGCGCAGGCUUUCACUUUAGUAUAGUCCGGUAUGUAAUGGUUUGUCUUUCCAUCUAUAUGGGUUGUUUUGCAGUCAGAGAGAAGUCCUGGCUAAUUAACCCGUUCAGUGCGUCUAUUUGGGUUGUUUUGCCGUCAGAGAGAAGUCCUGGCUAAUUAACCCGUUCAGUGCCGGGGCAGCAUUGUCGCUCCCGCCCCUUCACCUUGGUUGCCUUCUCCCCCUGCGUGCGUGCGCCCCUCUCCUCCCCCAGUGUCUCUCCUCCCCUCGGAUGACGCCCUGCCCACGUUUCUCCCCUCUGGGCAUUUGUGGCUUUUUGUUUGCAGUGGAAACAAUUUCUCGCUCUUUAGCUUCCCAGUCUGCCCCUCCUCCCUCUCCCCUCCCUACUGCUCCGGACUGGCACAAGACCACGUGUCCGGUGCCCGCGGACUGGCAAACUUUGUCGGAUCAUGACGGCGGCGAAGGGGUGAACUUUCCGAUCCAGGAGUCUUUGCCUAAAUGGGUCCAGUCAUGCCUCCUAGUAAGAAGCCCGAGGGCACAGGAAUAAGUGUUUCUAGCCAGUGUUACAGGAGUAACACAUUAUCCAACCCACUCCAUGAUGAUGAUGAUGACUUGGACUUUCCACCACCUGCUGUGAAAAUCAAUAAAGAGAAAGGGGGAAUGGAAGACGAGGAGCUUACAAAUUUAAACUGGUUGCAUGAGAGCAAGAACUUGCUUAAAAGUUUUGGGGACACUGUCUUACGAAGUGUCAGUCCUGUUCAGGACAUUGAUGAUGACACCCCACCUUCACCUGCUCACUCAGACAUGCCCUAUGAUGCUAAGCAGAACCCCAAUUGCAAACCCCCAUACUCUUUCAGUUGUCUCAUAUUUAUGGCCGUUGAGGACUCUCCCACCAAGAGACUGCCAGUAAAGGAUAUAUACAACUGGAUCCUAGAACACUUUCCUUACUUUGCCAAUGCUCCAACAGGCUGGAAGAACUCUGUCAGACAUAAUCUAUCAUUAAAUAAAUGUUUUAAGAAAGUGGAUAAAGACAGAAGUCAGAGCAUUGGCAAAGGUUCUCUGUGGUGCAUAGAUCCUGAAUAUAGACAAAACCUGAUACAAGCCUUGAAAAAGACCCCCUAUCAUCCCUACUCACAUGUUUUCAACACCCCACCCACAUCUCCUCAGGCAUAUCAAAGCACAUCAGUCCCAACCCUUUGGCCAGGAAGCACCUUCUUUAAGAAAAAUGGAGCCUUACUUCAAGAUCCCGACAUUGAUGCUGCUUCUGCCAUGAUGCUAUUGAAUUCUGCCCAUGAGUUACAAGCAGGUUUUUCUCCGGGUGUGAUACAAAAUGGAGCCAGAGUGUUGAACAGAGGAAUCUUCCCAGGUGUCCGACCUUUGCCAAUUAAUCCUAUUGGAGCAAUGGCUGCCUCAGUCAGAAAUGGGAUUGCAAAUUGCCGAACGAGAAUGGAGAGUGAGCCGUCGUGUGGAUCUCCCUUAGUUAGCAGUGAUCCCAAAGAUGACCACAACUACAGCAGCGCCAAAUCUGCUAACAAGAGGAGCUCAUCGCCCAGUGACUCCAUCUCAUCCUCCUCUGCCGACGAUCACUACGAAUUUGCAGCCAAAGUCUGCAGAGAAGGCAGUGAUAUCAGCUUCCAGAGCCACGAGAGCUUCAGCGAGACAGAGGAAGAGGACAAGAAACAGAUAAAGAAAGAGUUGAAGGAGCCCCUUGUUGAGAGUGGCUACUCUUCCCAACACAAGAAAAAGCAGCAUUUACUAAAACUUCGGAGGAUCCCCAGUGAUGCCCUUCCUCUGAAAAAGAGACGCACAGAAAAACCACCUGAGAGUGAUGAUGAAGAGAUGAAAGAGGCAGCUGGGUCUCUCUUGCAUUUGGCAGGAAUUCGCUCUUGUUUGAAUAACAUCACCAAUCGGACGGCAAAGGGACAGAAAGAGCAAAAGGACAAAGAGACCACAAAAAAUUAGUGCAAAUCAUAGAUCUGUUUGGAUUUUAAAAUCAUUUCUUUCAGCACGUCAGGUGAAUUCUAAUGAUUUUGUGGCAAUAGCAACAUUUUUCCCCUUUAUUUUUAUUUUGGUGUUUCUUUUGGACCCUUGAAAUGUUUAUUUUUUAAAGGAGAUUGAAGCCAUAGAACUCAGCUAACUAACAUUUUCCGACGACAAAAUAAAAAAAACAAAAAAAAGUUUCCAAAAGCCAAAAUCACCUUCACUCUCAACCGCUCUCCAGGAAGGAAUAAAUGGUUUAUCCGGUCUCAGUGGCAACCACCUGUGUAAGAAGGGAACUGGCUGGUUUUAGGACGGGGGGCAUACCUCAGAUAUUCCUGGCUGUCGUAGCCUGUCGGCCACCAUCUCUUACAAAACAGACAGAAACAAAUGAAACCCUGUGCCAUAUAUAUGUGCUGAAUAAGCCCACAAAUGAAUCACUUUUGCCACUGUAUGAUACAUAUUUCUGUGUAGAACUGAAUAAUCUUGCCAGUUGGUGUUUAUAAAACUAGUGAACUUUGCCUUCUACUCCCCCUUUCUUUGCUGGUGAAGGUUGGCAGAAUGCUAUGUAAACCACACUUGCAGAGAAAAGCUUUCCAGUCAUUGGGCAGGGGGAUGCCAUACACUUGAAUAUUGGCUAUACUGUGCUAAAAUCCCAUAAUAUAUCACUUAGAUGUCAGAUUUACCAUUGGCUCCUCCAAAACAGCAAAUUAAAAAGAAAACAAAUGCUACAGAAACUGCCAGAAGUAUUAUGCUGACAAGGGGCAUACUAACGCACACAAGCACUGCCCUCCGAUAUGUGUUACCACGGAAACCGGAAUUCCUUUGGAUGGAAAUUCAAACUACAGUUUCAGACGCAACCAUUAGCCAGCAGCAAAUCCGAAAUUCUUAUCCACAGGUGCAUGGAUUCCUAGUCAGAAAUUGCAACCUUUUUUUUUCCAAAUUGACAACAAAAAGUUAUUGUAAGGUAAAUAAUGUAUUUAGCAUGAAGCAUGAAUUAUUUUCAUAUAAAUAGAAAAAAUAGAGAAAAAGGCAAUGCCUCUAAUUUGUAGGCCAUGGGCCUGGACAUUUUUAUUUUUCCUUUUUGUUUUUUUUUGAAGCAGGUUUUUAAGGUCUAACCUUCUUCAGGGACAAACAGUUGACUGUUGGGGAACUCACUCUCUCUCUCUCUCUCUGCAAUAUAUUGAUACAUACAAAUGUCAUUCUCUGGUAGGGCUUGGAUGGUUGAACUAAACUGCCUUGUCUGCACAUUCAGCCCUCCCCCUACUGUAUUUUUCUGUUUAUAUAAACAAAAACGUAUGUCUUUCUCCUUUUAUGUGUAUUUGUUAAACAAGAUGCAAUAAUGUAAACAAUUGGAGUAGUGAGCGUGAAUGAGAGAAUACAGGGACGGUUAUUGGAUAACAGUGUCACACACAAAAGUGCUCCUGGGUAUAGUGCACUGGGUAAAACACGAGCUCUAUUACAGUCAUGCCAACCCUGAGUGAUAAUUAAUAAUCGGCGUUAUUUUAGAUAGAGUGCGCAUUACCAUUGCCCAAGUAUACAACUUCUACAUGAUUUUAAAGGGAAAAUCCUAAUAUCGAGUAGAUUGUAACAACCAAACUCAAUUGGAGAGGUUUUUAAUUUUUUAACAUUUUCCAGUAUGUUUUGCCUCUAAUUUCAAUAUUACAGAUACCAUAAUGUAUAUACUAUUUCUGACUUUUAAAAGGGGUUGUUAAACUUUGAGUUAACUUCUAAUAUAGAGAGUAAUCCAACAAAGCAUUCUGCAUUUGGCUUUCAUUUUUUAUUAUUUGGGAUAUUUGCUGAAAUUGCAAACUUGAAAGCUGCUGAAUAAAAAGCAAAAUAACUCGCUCAUUGCUAGGGUAUAAAUUACCCUAGCAACCAUGCGUUGAUUUAAAUAAGAGACUGGAAUAUGAAUAGGAGAGGGUCUGAAAGAUGAGUAAUAAAAGUAACAUGUCUACAAAUGCGUUUUUUAGAUAGGGUCAGUGAACCCCAUUUAAAAGCUUGAUCAACUAUAAAAAAGAAUACAUAAUGAUGACCAGUUAUAAAGUUUCUUAGAAUUGUCCAUUCUAGAACAUACUAAAAGUUAACUUAAAGGUGAACCAUGCCUUUAACAUUCUAUGUUCCACUGACACUAAAACUAGCCCUUCUCCCAACUCAGCCAUUCUAUAUUGUAUUAGCACCUUACUGGGCUGUGUAUGGGGCCACAAACCACUGCCAGAUAUUGACUAGAAGAGCUGCAAAUGUCCAGCAGGCAACCUACAAAAAACUUAGGAUAAAACAGCACUGACCAUGGGAAACUCCUAUGUAUGGAUGCUGUUCAUACAUUUAUCAUGAUUCCUGUCAGUGCCAUUAAACUAGUCAUGAUAAAUCCUACAACACAGAAUCAGAAUCACCCUUUAACUUCUGGUCCAACCUACAGCUCUAUAGGUACUGGGAGAUUCUAGGAGCACUAGUUUAACCUCAUUCAUUGCAUGAUUUACCAUAUUAAUAUGUAUGAGACUCAAUCACUGCCAAUAGAAAGUGUUUUACUGAAAGGGAUAUUAAUAACAAUUUAGACAUUAGAAGCAUGCAUGUAGCAUACAAGUGACACAUACACAGAAUUAUGACAUAUUUGUUUACAUCCAGAUAUCACUGCCUGCUAUGAACUUGGUGCUUCUUUUGCAAUAAACAGAGACUUAGGGGUGCCAACAAAACACACAUAAACAAGGCAGCCCACUAAAAUCUGCCCCACAAGGAAACCCUUUAAUAAAGGUGGUUGUUAGCAAUCUUACAUAUACCUCACAGCUAAGGUCUCUAUGCACAUUUAGUCAGACCGAUUGCUCUUGAAGGCAACCAGGGAUUGUGACUUUAUUGAAACUGGUUGUGGAAUCCCCUCAGAUUACAUCAGGGGAGGAAGAACAUUUUGGAAAGGCUAUGAGUAGCAUGCUUUCCAUUGGAAUUCAUAUAAUCAUACAGUGAUAUGUGCCUCCAUUAUUCUCUAAAUUCCUACAAUAGUAAAAGUGGAAGCUGCUCUAGUGGGAAUGAAUGCAAUCCUUAGCCCAGCCAUCGCUUACAAAACAAAUGUCUGCAGGGGUUCAAUAGAUUCUCAUUAAAAGGAACACAUUUGCCACCCAACCAGCCAGUGCUAAUGUUCUUUUCCAAUCCAGAUUCUUAGCCACAAACUAGGAGCACAAUUAUGUUCAUGACUCUAUAGAUUCUUGUUCCUUUGCUAAACAAACCAAUCCCCUUGUCCGUCUCUCUGGCUCUCUCCUACCAAAGAGCACUGGCCAGUCUUAAAACACAUAAUUUCACAGAUUGUAUUCCAUUUUCUUAAACAGUUCUUUAAUUGCAUAUUCUCCGGACUGUAAAAACACACAAAUGUAAUGUGUACUUGCCAUGAUCAGUGAGGAUUGGUAGCGCCUGUAUUUGAGAGGGAAGUCGUUGUUUUCUGAUCAGCCACACUCACUACUUCAAAUUGUCCUGCUAUAAAAUGUUGAGGAGAAAAUAAUGUGUGUAUGUGUGUAUGAAAAAGAAUACAUUUUUCACUUGUAGAUCUUUUUAUUUUAAGGAUUCUGUAACAUUUCUAAAAUAUUUUAUUUUGUUGAAAAAAAAAUAGUUAUAAAGCAAUCAAAAGGGCCGCUUUGUUGUGCCAGUUGGAAGUGUCUGUGGCAACGUAAGGCUCAGUUUAAACUCUACAGGCUUUGAUCUGAUUCUAGUUUGGUACCAAAGGAAGAAAAAAAGGUGCACUCUGAGAAUCUUAUGGGUUCAUACAAACUGUUCAAGAAGAUGCAGAGUUUUAAUGCAAGAUUCAGAUUUGGCCUUGAUAUCCUAAUCUUAUCACAGAUGUCAGAGAAGCCAUGAGAUUCUCAUAGGAAUGUACUGUUCCCUUUUAGCAAACAAGGACGGAUCCAACUGUAGGUGUGGAGCUAGAAAAACUGACUGAAAUCUGCUCUGUGUACAUUAAGUCCAACUGGUAACAAUCCUGCCUUGCUGGGGUACACUGUAGCACUCUGCACAGCAACACACCAGCAAUAGUAGGACAACAAGGUCCAAAAAAAAAAAAAAUCAAACCUUAAAUGGCCAAGAUGAGGAAUAAGUACAACUGAGAAGAUACUGCCAUUCUUUAAUCUGUACUUAUUAUGUGCAACUGCCAAUGUUCUGAACCUAAAGAACUGUCAUCAAUGGAGGAGUUCUGUUUACCAAGCAAGCAGGCAGAAAGUGAGAGCAAUCAGCCGGUUAUUAGCAGAUAAAGGAAAAUGAUGAUUUUAAAACAUACUUUGCAUUUCACAUUUUCUUGAUGUGUAAUCAUAUUGCCAAAGAAAACCUAUUUCAUCGAUUAUUGUAAAUAACACUUUCCCAAAAUCUACCAUAACGUUUCUGUGAUGUAUUGUCUUCCAGUUGCAAUAAAAUUUACUGAGUUGCAUCAA